Messenger RNA from Mycotypha africana, 1326 nucleotides. RefSeq names its product Argonaute siRNA chaperone complex subunit Arb1-domain-containing protein. The transcript is spliced from 3 exons. The record is from RefSeq and is a predicted model, not a curated record. Bases 1 to 1326 code for a protein of 441 amino acids. Gene Ontology annotation, biological process: regulatory ncRNA-mediated gene silencing. Lineage: Eukaryota; Fungi; Mucoromycota; Mucoromycetes; Mucorales; Mycotyphaceae. Gene Ontology annotation, cellular component: ARC complex.
AUGGUGGAAGACCAAGAUCUUAAGACACAAGAGGCUAGAGAAAACUUUAUAGCGCAAUAUAUAGAGCAGAAUAGAAUCGCAGACGAUGACAAUGAGAUCUCCCCACCCAACGAAAUUGACGUUAGUCAGCAACAAGAAGAAGAAAUUGCUGAUCUGCCACGAGAGCUAGCAACACCUGUCAGUUUAGGGAAAACAAAUAAAACAGCUCAAAACGGUGAGAAGAAGAAGAAGAAGAAAAAGAAGAAAUCUAAAACUGCAAAUUUGCCAGAAGCCGGUUCUGAAAUACCUGACGACUAUCAAGAACACAAUAAUGAAGACGUUAUUGAAAACCCAUAUGAUCCCUCAAAUCCACUUGCACAAAGAAUUGAAUACGCUCUUUGGAAAUAUCGUAAGAAUCAUAAGUUUACCGACGCCAAAAAGAAGAUAUUUGACCGCUACCUCGCCUUUGGCGGUAUCAAGACGGGACCCAAUAUGUUUUUGGGUCGUGCAACUAGUGCUGAUACUCCUGCUGAUCCUGAGGCAAACGUUGAUUGGGAAGCUGCCAAGGCAGCAACUGAUUAUGUUCCUGAUGUUGAAGAUGAAGAAGGGUUGGAAGUAAACUUUACAGAAGUUGCUCAGGUAUUCUUGGGCAACACCUUUAUUCGUGAAUCGCGUUUUACAGGUCUCUCUGACUUCAUCGAUGCUCCCAAGCUGAUCGAUGCCUUUCUAAGGUACCUGGAGAUCCGUAACGUAGCUCCCGAGUACGCAGAAGAUAUUGCCGGUGCGCGUGCUAUUUGUGCUAAAGCCAAGAUUGAGCUCCCUCUUUGUAAGCAGCUGAGCUUAAUGGUACCUGGGGGCUAUAAUAAGGCUUGUACUUCUGUUUUUGGUACAGACGAUACUCUUGCAAAUUUGGAUAUAUCGUGGAUGGAUCAAAAAGGAUUGAAUUUGUUCUCUGAUAUGUUUCCACAAGGUGAUAACAUUAGCGCUCUUGACGAAACCAAGAAAAUUGUUCGUAAACAUAUUCCAAAUCUUGAACAGGUAUCUGCUGUAGAGAGUCGGAAAGCGACCAUUGUCAAAUUUAAGGAAAUUGCUCCUUAUGAUAAGGAAAAAGCCCAGCCUGAUGAAUUGAUUCAAGUCAUAUUUGAAAAUCAAGAAGAUAACCGUGAAGAGUUUAAAGUAUAUUUUGAAAAAGAAAUCGUUGAUUAUAUGCUGGUGGGCAUGGUUGCCACAGUCGAUAUCACCAAAUUAAGCAAUGGAGAAUGGUUUCUAGACUUCAUCACCCGUAUCAACCCCACCUUCUACAUGGAAGAUGAAUGUUUGGAUGAAGACGAACGCUUCGAUUAUUAA